Struthio camelus australis is the source of this 1789-nucleotide messenger RNA. The record is from RefSeq and is a predicted model, not a curated record. NCBI's taxonomy places the organism in Eukaryota, Metazoa, Chordata, Aves, Struthioniformes, Struthionidae.
AUGCUGAGCGCUCUCGGAGCCCGGCUCAAAACAAAGCCUCAGAUGGGAUCCUUGGAGGCAAUCGCCCCCGAUUUCGUGCUGUUUAAGCAGCCUGUAGGAAGGGAGCUUUUCUCCCGGCUGCCGGUUCGAAGGGGUUUCCGCCCAGUGCUUCUGCUCUCUCCAUCACCACGAGAGAAUAAACUCGGUCCUCUCUGCCUCCCUCCAACUCCAACCUUUGCGACGGCCAUUUACCGGCUCUACAGGCAUCUGGAACAAGAGAAGCACGAGCUGAGGCGGCGAUUUGAGAACAGAGAAGGCGAGUGGGAAGGCCGGGUGUCAGAGCUGGAGAGCGACGUGAAGCAGCUGCAGGACGAGCUGGAGAAGCAGCAGGUCCACCUGCGCGAAGCGGACCGGGAGAAGACGCGGGCCGUCCAGGAACUAUCCGAGCAGAACCAAAGACUCCUGGACCAGCUCAGCAGGGCGUCGGAGGUGGAGCGGCAGCUCUCCCUGCAGGUCCACACGCUCCGGGAGGAUUUCCGGGAGAAGAGCUCCUCGAGCAGCCAGCACAUCGUGCGGCUCGAGAGCCUCCAGGCCGAGCAGGUCCUCGAAAUCAAAAUGCUGACGGACAGAAAGCGGGAGCUGGAGCGUCGCCUCAGCGCCAUGAUGGAGGAGAACGACCUGCUGCAGGGGACCGUGGAGGAGCUGCAGGAUCGAGUGCUGGUGCUGGAGAGGCAAAGCCACGACAAGGACCUGCAGCUGCACCAGAGCCAGCUGGAGCUCCAGGAGGUGCGGCUAUCCUAUCGGCAGCUGCAGGGGAAGGUCGAAGAGCUCAGUGAGGAGCGAAGUCUCCAGAACUUCAACACAACCAGCACGUCCUUGCUUUCUGAGAUCGAGCAGAGCAUGGAGGCAGAGGAGUUGGAACAAGAACGGGAACAGCUAAGGUUGCAACUCUGGGAAGCUUACUGCCAAGUGCGGUACCUCUGCUCCCACCUCCGCGGGAACGACAGCGCAGACUCUGCGGUCUCCACAGACUCUUCCAUGGACGAGUCUUCAGAAACCUCAUCAGCCAAAGAUGUCCCAGCUGGCAGCCUACGUGCAGCUCUCAGUGAGCUGAAAAGACUCAUACAAAACGUGCUGGAUGGGGCAGACUCCACAAGUUCCCGGCGAAGCGAUGACGACACCUUAGAAGAACAGAUCAGGCGAACAAGCGAGGACUCGCGAGCCCUGAGGGAAUUAAUGGAGGGAGAGCGGGGGAAACUGAGGCAGAGUUUGGAGGAGCUGCAGCGACUUCAUAGCCAGGUCACUCUGCUGAGCGUGGAGAUGACGACGCUGAAGGAGGAACGGGACCGGCUACGAGGUGCAGCCGAAGACAAGGACACGAAUGAACGGCUCCUGCAGGCUAUCAGGGACCGAGACGAGGCCAUCGCCAAGAAGAACGCGGUGGAGGUAGAACUGGCCAAGUGCAAGAUCGACAUGAUGUCCCUCAACAGCCAGCUGCUCGACGCCAUCCAGCAGAAAGUGAACCUCUCGCAGCAGCUGGAGGCCUGGCAGGUAAGCGGCGCCCGGCGCCGGCGCAGCGCCAGGCCCCGGGCAGGAGGAGGCACCUUGGGGUGCUGCUCCCCCCGGCAGGCUUGCAGUCCGCGUGCCUGGAGACGCGAGAGCCUUCUGCUCCGCGGGAGCCAGGAGCACAAUGGCGCUCCUGGGGGGUACAGCAAAGCAGCCUCCCGCUCCCACCCUUUCAGGUUUUAAUUAUUAUAUAGUAACAGCUAGUCAAACGGGAGAACUAAACUGAGUUGCAUGGCGGCAGCAC